Molecule: messenger RNA, 1014 nt
Organism: Aspergillus ibericus CBS 121593
Lineage: Eukaryota; Fungi; Ascomycota; Eurotiomycetes; Eurotiales; Aspergillaceae
Product: putative GTPase MTG1
Exons: 2
Coding region: 4-1014 (336 amino acids)
Cellular component (GO): mitochondrion
Molecular function (GO): GTPase activity; GTP binding
Source: RefSeq, a predicted model, not a curated record
ACAAUGGCAGCCAAGUUCAUUCCGCGCCAGGCUUUCCCCAAUCAUGGGGCCAUUCCGAGGUCCUAUUUCCUGGGCCACCAUGCGGCGGGUCUGAAGAAGAUGCAGAACAUGCUGUCUUCGAUCGAUUAUGUAGUCGAGUGUCGUGAUUACAGAGUUCCCGUUACCUCUAUUAAUCCCAUGUUUGAAGAAGCACUCGGGAAGACACGACGAUUAACCGUUUAUACUAAGAGAGACUUGGGUGCGGAAUCCGGGUCAAAAGCGCAGAAACUGGCGGAGAAAACCAUUCGCACCUUCAAUAAAAACGGCGCUUCAUUCUUCGUGAGCUCCUCGUCCCGUUCAGAUAUGGGCACCAUCAUUAAACACUUGCGAGACGAUGCAGAAGGACCAGACAAGCUGGUUGGGUGUCGGGUGAUGAUUGUCGGUAUGCCCAACGUGGGCAAGUCGACGCUGAUCAACCACCUGCGUAAUCAGGGCGUGGGAAGGGGAAAGGCUGUGCGGACCGGAGGCCAGCCUGGUAUCACAAGGAAGAUCGGGUCACCUGUGAAGGUCAUCGAGAGAGAAAAUGGCUCUCAUGUCUACGUGUUAGACACGCCGGGUGUAUUCAUGCCAUAUGUGCCCGACGCGGAGAACAUGCUAAAGCUAGCACUCUGUGGCUGUGUCAAAGAUUCGGUCAUCUCCCCGGUCACAUUGGCCGAUUACUUAUUAUAUCACAUCAACUUGAAUAACGCCGAGGUAUAUAAACGAUGGUCAGAGCCAACGAACGAGAUCGUACCUCUGUUGAACAGCUUCGCCCGAAUCACCGGUCUCUUGAGCAAGGGCGGCAUCCCAAACACUGACCUUGCAGCACUGCACUUUAUCCAGAAAUGGCGUGCCGGUGACUUGGGCAGAUUCAUGCUGGACGACUUGAAGGAGGAGGAACGUCGCCGACAAGACGGCGAAGAGCGAGAGAUACCCCUCAGUCUCACCCAGGCCUUGAAGGCCGAGAAACUGGCCAGAAAGCAACCCAAACAGUGA